AUGAUAAGAGGCAACAUAGGUGCUGUUGCCAAAUUCCAGAGUAGAUGUGCAGGAGAGCGAAAGAAGCGUCGGGACUUUUUAACUCGACUAGAAAGGAACACGGCGAUCCCCUCGCUAAACUUGCCGCCAAGUUCCCUCCUCGCCACCCCGGGGUGCGGGGAAAGCCCCCUCCCGCCCCGGGGCCCCGGCGACAGUGGGGGAAGCUGGCUCGUCAGGCUCCUUCCCUCCUACUCCCCGCGCUCCCCGCAGGGCGGGCCGGGGCGGGGAAAGAGGAGCGCGGCGCGGAGGGCCGCGGGCGGCCCGGGAAGGGAGGAGGGAGGCUUGGGAGGCUGGCGAGCGGUUUUAUUGUUUCCUUUCGCCCUCCUCCUCCCGCGCCUCGGCCCUAGCGUCACUGGAAAGCCGCCCGAGCCGCCCGGCGGGUGGUUAUUUAUAGCGCGGGCUGCGCGCGCGUCACGGAGCCCGGCCGGGCUGACGGGGCCGCUGACGCGCUUGGCCGCGGGGCCGAGUCCGCGGGGCUGCGCGCCGGGCGCCGGCGACAAUGGGCUUCUGUGUGUGCAGCUGCCGCCGCCGUCGGGGGCCGGGGGAGGGGGGCGAGCGACUCCCCGCCUCCCCUUCCUUUCGGCCGCGACCCCCGGAAAGGCUCCGCUUUCACUUCCCGCGUCCCACCACCCCCAAACCGCCCCAACGUAACGAGAGAGGGGGACCUAUCCGGCCUGGGGCGCCACUUUGUGCGCCCGGGGAGCGGGACGUACCAGGCGCGCCCAGCGGGGGGAUGCGGUGACCGAGGGGCCGGGAGCGCCAGGCAGGUAACGUACCCUGUACCUAGAGUGGAGGGCUUUGUCUGGGGCGGGAGGAGGGGAGCAGGGGUGGGUGUGAACGCCUGGCGGCCCUUCUGCGACUCCUCUCCCCCUCCUCCGCCCCCUUCGCCUGCGCGCAGGAAGCCAAUCGGCUUGCAUAGCGCGAAGAGCGAAAGAGAAACUUCUCCUGCGUGACUGACUAGAUGAGGCUCCUCCCGAGAAGCCGAGAUAAUAGAGGCCCCGCUCUCGCGGCCAGCCCGCCCGCCUCUCCUCCCCCGCCUCUCCUCCCCCGGCGGCUCCCUCCCGUCGCCCCACUCCGCGAAGGCUGCGGACCGGCCCCCAACAUCUGCCCCACCACCUCUGGCGGGUAAAGGCCGUGAACGCUCCCGCCCUGCGGAAGGUGGGGCCGGCGCGGAUUUUAGGGACUUCCUGGGACGCGGAGACCGGCUCUGAACCAUCCAUCCCCUUUCAGCUGCCGGGAGCCAGGGAAAGCUCGCUCUGGAGCGCCUCGCACGUGGCAGGCAGGCAGAGAACUUGCUGUACCUUCUAGGAAAUUGCAAUCGAUUUGUAAUGCACUUUCGCUAAUUGGAAGUUCAAAAUUAAACUUUAAUAAAGCAUUUGUGUCGUCUCGUCUAAUUGUGAAAGCUUCCAUCCGUCCUGGUAGAUAGACUCUGAGUCUCGAGUUAAUGGCGCUAAGCUAGAUUUCCCCCCCAAGUACAAUUCCGUCAGCCGUCGUCGGCGCAGCUGGAUUUCCGUAAGGUACAGAUGUUGCUAAUGACAGCUUAAGCACGGAUGGGCAGAUAGCAUACGGAAUGCAACAUGUUGCCAUAUGGUUCCUUUAGCCUUUCACCUCCAGGGAUAUCAAUCACAUAUAUUCUGGGAGGAACUUAAUGACUCUCUGAACAGCAAAAUGAAUUACCUGGUACAAUUUAUAUCCCUUGACCUGAUACGUUAUAACAACAGGAAGAUAGCAUCUCGCAAUUUCUGUAGUAUAAAUUGAGCUACAGAGCUACAUUUCAAAUUCUACAACAUCUAUUUGUAGUUUGAGGGGCCCUGUCAUAUUCUGGCUGUAAAACCUUUCUGUAUUGCCCAUUUCCUUUCCCCUUCUACCUCUGGACGAAGCAGAAUUCAUAAAGUUUAGCAAAACUGUGUCGGAAAUUGCCAAUCAACCGGUUAAUAGAUGAAGUAUGGAGAAAUGGAAAAUAUGACUUCCAGAGCUAGUUAAUUAAACAGGAAUUAGCCAUCUUUAGGAAAACCAUACUUUCAAGCGUACAAAAUUAAAGGACUCCGGAAAAUGUGUUUUCUGCUAGUUGUUUCAGUAUAGCUCCUAAAUCUAUUCAUUAACUAUUUGAAAUUCUCCAUUUAUUUUCAAACUUCAACCAUUCCUACACUUUGGAAAUUACAGAAAACAGUUCUCAGAAAUAUGAAAUACAGAAAAUGUUUAAGUAGCACCUCCUCAUCAAACCAGUUUCUGUACCCACUGCCCCAUGCACUCACUAUUGAUGUAGCUUAAUUUGAAGCAUGUACAUGGUGGUACUGGUAGUUUGCUUUUUCCUACCAACAUGUCUGUGACAACAUACUUAAGUUGCUGCUUCUCUCCUAGUGGAAUGAUUCUGCAAUAUUUCACAGGUCUCAUUUUUAAAUAUACUGCUGACUAAUAAAAUGUCUUAAUUGAUUGCCUUUAAUCUCAGAUUAUAAACGUGGUUGUCUUUUAUUGUAUCCUUUAUUUUCUAUUCACUAACACAGAUCACACGGAAAGACAAUACCUUAAGGGCAAAAAAGUAACUUACUACAAUUGCUAAACUUUAUGUUUACUUUUGCCUACAAAGGGAUAUCUGAAAGCUAGAGAUAUACUUUUAAAACUUUUUGCUUCUGGCACUAUGUAAACAUUAAUUCCUGUAAACUAAUGACCAGCAGAAUAACUAAAAUAGACAUGAACAGUCUGAAAAAGUAUUUACUUUCAGUCAAGUUUCAGAAAGUGUUAACAUUUUGAAGCUUUGUCUAUAUAUCAUGUUCUUUCAGAAUUAUUUUGAAAUUACAAGAAGAUGCUUCUCCUUUUUUUUUUCUUUUGUAAUGGCUGAUUUGUUACCCAGUGCUUGAGUUAGUUUCAUACUUUUAAUAAUUAUUAUCAAAUAAAAUCUUUUUUGUGUGUAUAUAGGGGAAAAGCUUAUACAGCACACAUUAAAAUAUACCUACGUUAUGGCAAUGUUUUCUGGAGCUGUUUUUUGUAUCUUUUAAUGGCUGAGGUUUUAUUUCUCCUUGUAGCAUCUGCACUUGAUGUGUUUUAAACAUGAAAAGUAGUGAUGGUGAGCUUGUCAAUGACUCCAUCUCCAUGACUUUUGAAUAGGCAGUGAGUAUGUCCUUUAAUCAGUCACACAGUACUUGCUUUAUAAAGCUGUUAUUGUCAUGAACAGAUAUUGCAGUCUUUUGUCAGGCCCAGUGAUUAUUAAAGUGUUCCUUCUUCAAAAGCCAGGCCGAAAGUCCUGCUGUGCUUCAUUUCAGAAUUGAAGUCCAUUAGUAAAUAAAAUCCCAAGUAGCACAAUUUGCUUUUUCUCAAGUUAUAGGCUUACAUAUAUUUCAUUAAUAAUCUUGGGCCCUUUUGUAGACAUAACUAGGUAUAUUUUUGGUAUGUAUAUAUGGCAACAAAAAUAAAAUACGUAUCUUGCAGCAUGCCUUUUAUUUUAAAUGAAGAUUUGAUACCCAUUGUUACUAUAAAUGAGGUGGCUGGCUGCCAAGGGAAACCCUAUAGCCAGAAAGUACUAGAAUUGUUACUGUCUACAGGGAAUCACAUUUUAUUUUUUGAGUUCUCAACUUCACCUCCUUCUCUAAUAUUGCCCUUCCAUAUUGCUAAUCUGAGAAUUAGUCUGAAUGUAAAAACUUUUGAAAAUAUGUUUGUGUUGUCCAAGAAAAUUUUCACCAGUGUUUCUGAUUGCCUGCUGGUUUUUGGCCUUUAUCUUGAGUGGGCAUGUUUAUUGUAAUAGAAUGAAGAAAGACUAUUAGAAUUAGGUAUAUACCCCAUGCUAAGUAACUUUAAAUGUGAUGUAAUCCUAGCUGCUUUCUUAUUUACCCAUGAAUACAUUUAAAAUAUGAUUGGCCAGGUGUCUGUUUUUCUCAAGGUAACGUGGGACAGCUAUGGAUAGGCAUUUGGCCUCUAGUAGAACUCUUCAUUUAAGUGAGUGUGGCUGAGAAGAACAACCAGGAAAGAGUAUAGUGCUCAGUUGCACUUGCCCUGUUGGCUUUUCAAAUGCAAAAUCCAUGCUGUUCCAUUUGGAAACUUGUUUCUCUCUUCUUUUAUGGUAUUUCAUUUAAGAUUUUUUUUUUUAACUGCCGGUCUGUGAAUAGUUCACCAGCAAAGUAGGAAACAGCCUUUUAUUCUCAACUGUAUAUAGCUUUUGUCUUUAAUCUAGGUUAGUAUGGGUGUCAUGUAAAUACCAUAUAAAAAUUUGACUUUGGUUGUCCUUUGAAGAUUGACAGGGACUUCUUUAAUUAAUCUUGUUUCCUUUCAUGCUCUGUAUUGAGAUAUUGAAAUACAGUAUUUUAUACAUUUAUAGGAUUGUGUUUGCAUGUAUUUAAUUUAUGUUUCUUUUUUUGAAGCAUGUAGCCUUGAAUGUUUGUUCUACCUUUUUUUUUUUUUUUCACAUCAUUACUCUGGUACUGCUUGAUGUAACUUGAUUAGCUCCCUCCCCAGUCAUGAUUGGUAAUUAAAAUAGGCAUUAAAAUUAGUCACUUAGCAAUUUUGCUGUUCAAUUGGCAAUUAAAUUACUUAAUUGCAAUUAAAGUCCUAAUUUUAAUUGGCAAAAUGAUAGAUGUAGAUUUAAGAUAAUAUGUAUAAAUACUUUAAUAAGUGUCUAUAUAAGGAUUACUUAAUUACUCAACUUCAAGUUUAUGCUGUUAACUUUAGAACUUUUAAGUGAGCAAUGAAAUUUAUAUUACAUCUAUUCAAAGGAUAUGGUAAUUAGAUUUAUUACUUAUCACUAUAAGGGUCCUUGCUUUAAGUUACUUUUGUAGUGUUAAAAUUGUAGGUUUGAUAAUUGCAGAAUUUUGAUGAGGAAAGGGCAUAUAUGUCUCUGUUGCAAUAUUAUCAAUACCUUCGUUUUUUUAAAUUAAAUUGAGACAUUUCUGUCCACCAAUUACUCUGAGGAAAAAAAAAAAAAGCGGUUAUUUUAUCAUUAAAGAUAGAAUCAAAACUAGCCAGCUGUGAUUUACAUAUAAAAACUUGCAAAAUGUAUGUAUUUUAUCUACAUUUAAAUAAAUGCUAUCUAAUACUCAUAGUGUUACUAAUGGUAUUAACUACUCUUAGAGUUUGCAGAUAUUUGAUAUUUUCUUAGCAUGUAGCAACUUAUUUUUAGAACCUUUAAAAUGUCUUUUAGGACUAUAUACAUUUUAGUGAUGCCUACGUUUAUUAAAAUUAGCAAUGAAAUCUAAAACCAAAGUUAUUCUUCUUUGCCUAGUAAAAAAUAGUUCUUAAGAAAAUAUUAAGUGGUUAAUUUAAAAGCAAGUAUUUAGGAAUUGGUUACUGUGUGUCAAGUAUUAACAAAAAGAUGAAGGAUUUUUAUUAUGCAAAAUACUUUUUGAGUGGCAUGAGGUUUUACCAUAUGUUUAGUUUUAUAAUUUUAAUUCACAAGAAGAUGCUCCUAGAAAAAAAGUGCUGUUUUUUUCCUGCACAUCUUUACACAUUUCUAGUACUGAGUUCUGUAUCAAAGUAAAAUAAUUUUUAAAGUAUUUGCGUUAAGUGGUUUUUGAUAAAAAUCAGCUGAGUAAUA
Molecule: messenger RNA, 5560 nt
Organism: Sapajus apella (tufted capuchin)
Lineage: Eukaryota; Metazoa; Chordata; Mammalia; Primates; Cebidae
Product: translation initiation factor IF-2-like
Exons: 3
Coding region: 1-690 (229 amino acids)
Source: RefSeq, a predicted model, not a curated record